GCUGGAGUUCUCCUUGAAUUACCUUUUUCUGCCUUAUCUGCUGCUGAUUGUAAACCUGUUUUUUUUUGCCCUAAGUUGUGAAACAAACCCUGGUACCAUAACAAAAGCAAAUGAAUUACUGUUUCUUCAAGUUUAUGAAUUUGACGAAGGGAUGUUCCCAAAGAACCUGAGGUGUUAUACUUGUGAUUUAAGGAAACCAGCGCGAUCCAAGCACUGCAGUGUGUGUAACCGGUGUGUGCACCGCUUUGACCAUCACUGUGUGUGGGUGAACAACUGCAUCGGGGCCUGGAACAUCAGGUACUUCCUCUUCUACCUCUUGACUUUGACGGCCUCGGCUGCCACCAUGGCUGUGGUGAGCACUGUGUUUCUGGUCCAGCUGGUGAUGGUGUCGGACUUGUACCUGGAGACUUACGUCGAUGAUUUUGGACACUUGCAGGUGGUUGACACUGUCUUUGUUAUUCAGUACCUGUUCCUGACCUUCCCGAGGAUCGUCUUCCUGUUGGGCUUUGUUGUGGUGCUGAGCUUCCUCCUGGGGAGCUACCUGUGCUUCUGUCUGUACCUGGCCGCUACCAACCAGACCACUAACGAGUGGUACAGAGGUGCCCGAGCCUGGUGCCAGCAUUGCCCCCGCGUGGCCUGGCCCCCAUCAGCAGAGCCCCAGGUUUACCGGAACAUUCACUCCCGUGGGCUUUGGAGCAACCUUCGUGAGAUCUUUCUACCUGCUCUUGCACAUUGUGAGAGAAAGAAGAAAUAAGAAUGGGAAGAGUGUUACUGCCUUUUAAAUAUAGUAUAUGUUUAUCUGUACAUAUG
Physeter macrocephalus (sperm whale) is the source of this 810-nucleotide messenger RNA. RefSeq names its product zinc finger DHHC-type palmitoyltransferase 4 (gene ZDHHC4). Lineage: Eukaryota; Metazoa; Chordata; Mammalia; Artiodactyla; Physeteridae. Gene Ontology annotation, molecular function: protein-cysteine S-palmitoyltransferase activity. The transcript is spliced from 4 exons. The coding region runs from base 152 to 754 and encodes 200 amino acids. The record is from RefSeq and is a predicted model, not a curated record. Gene Ontology annotation, biological process: protein targeting to membrane; peptidyl-L-cysteine S-palmitoylation. Gene Ontology annotation, cellular component: endoplasmic reticulum; Golgi apparatus.